AGCUGUUGCCAAUGAGCUGCAGGAGCUCUCCCUGCAGCCCGAGCUGACCCUCAGCCUCCAUCAUGGCCGGAACCCCAACCUGCCCCCACUCAGUGAAAGGAAGAAUGAAUCCGCCUUCAGGUCCAGGGAUUUCCUCUAAUAUGUUGGAUAAAGCCAAGACACUGCAGCCUGCCUAUGUCGGGAUUGUGCCGCUCGCAGAGACUGUGUCAAAGCAAGGCAAGAGCUGUUCAAGCGCGUAUCAGGAUUCCUACCACAGCCUACGAGAAGUGCUGCAGUUGAAGCUCCAGCAGCGACGCACGCGGGAGGAGUUGGUGAGCCAAGGGAUCAUGCCGCCUCUGAAAAGUCCAGCUGCAUUUCAUGAACAAAGAAAGAGUUUGGAGCGUGCCAGGACAGAGGACUAUCUGAAACGCAAAAUCCGCUCCCGGCCAGAGAGAUCAGAGCUGGUUAGGAUGCACAUUCUGGAAGAGACCUCAGCUGAACCCUCCUUGCAGGCUAAGCAGCUGAAGCUGAAGAGAGCCAGACUGGCAGAUGACCUCAAUGAGAAGAUAGCGCAGAGGCCAGGGCCCAUGGAGCUGGUGGAGAAGAACAUCUUGCCUGUAGAAUCGAGCCUGAAGGAAGCUAUUAUUGUUGGACAGGUGAACUACCCAAAGGUUGCAGACAAUUCCUCCUUUGAUGAGGACAGCAGUGAUGCACUCUCCCCAGAGCAGCCAGCCAGCCAUGAGUCCCAAGGCUCUGUCCCAUCGCCGAUGGACUCCCGGAUUUGUGAACCUCUCCCUAGCACCACUGGUACAUCACUAGCUCAGGGUUCAUCCCAGUUGCAGAUUAGUGCAGACUCCAGUGAAACUCUUUUCCUACCUGAGCAGCCACCUCCACCACUGCCACCUCCACCUCUUCUGCCCCCUAGUCUUACCAAUGGAGUGGCUCUUACUGCUGCCAAGCCCCCACCAACACUCAUUAAGCAAAGCCAGCCCAAGUCUGCUAGUGAGAAGUCUCAGCGCAGUAAAAAAGCCAAGGAGUUGAAGCCGAAAGUCAAGAAGCUUAAGUAUCAUCAGUAUAUUCCCCCGGACCAAAAGCAGGACAAGGGAGCUCCUCCCAUGGAUUCAUCCUAUGCCAAAAUACUGCAGCAACAGCAGCUCUUUCUCCAGCUUCAGAUCCUCAACCAGCAGCAGCAGCACUACAACUAUCAGACCAUCCUGCCAGCCCCACCUAAGCCUCCAGGAGAGCAGCAGAGUGGUGCCAGUGCCCCUGCUGUACGCAAUCUCUCUGCCACAGUCAGCAGCACACCUUCAGUAUCUUCUGGUUCUAGUGGGCUGAUGAGACAAAACAGUAACACUGCGGUGGGCAAGCCUGGCCCUCUACCUGCCAACCUGGAUGAGAUGAAGGUAGCAGAGCUGAAGCAGGAGCUCAAGUUGAGGGCCUUGCCUGUCUCGGGCACAAAGACGGACCUGAUUGAGCGUCUCCGAGCUUACCAAGAGCAGAACGGUGCAGCUGGCCAAACAACCCCCACUCCCAAGCCCAGCACAGCAGCCGUCCUCCCUAAAGCUGCUGAAGUGGUGGUGGCCUUCCCAACUGCCAGGCUGAGCACAGGGCCAGCCCUGGUCACCACUGGCAUUGCACCAGCAGAAGUAGUUGUGGCCACAGUUACUGGUGGCAGCGUGAUGAAGUUUGGGAGCACAGGCUCAACUCCUCCUGUUUCUCCAACUCCUUCUGAGCGCUCGCAAAUGAGUACAGGGGAUGAAAACUCGGGCACUGGAGAUACCUUUGGAGAGAUGGUGACUUCACCUUUGACUCAGCUUACCUUGCAGACAUCUCCAGUGCAGUUCUUGGUGAAGGAAGAAAGCUCCAAGUCUGCUUCUUGCAGCAUAAAUGUGGCACCCAAGUCAGAGUGGUGUGGUGGUAACAGCAGAGAUGCAGAAGUCAGGGACAAAGACCAGAUGCUGCAGGAGAAGGACAAGCAGAUUGAGGAACUCACCCGCAUGCUGAAACAGAAGCAGCAGCUGGUGGAGAUGCUUAGGCUGCAGCUGGAGCAGGAGAAGCGCUCCCAGCAGUCACAGCCAGCCCCAGCAGUCACAGGAGAAGGAACAGCCCUUGCCUCCAAACCAGGAGCGUUUGGCACCCAGGUCAAGAGUGAAAAUGGUUUCCUGAGUUGCCAGUGUGCGAAGCAAUCUAGUGGCCAAACAGACCAAUUCAGCCCUGCACCAACCACUAGCCAAAUGGACACUUCAAAUCCAAGCCCAGUGCCAAAGAAAGCUGUGAUGGUGAAGCAGGAGGAGGCAGAGCCGCCGUGCCAGUCCCACAGCCCGCGGCUUAUCCUUGGCCAGCAAGGGAGCACCCUCAUCAAGGGCACCCCUCCCCCCACCCUCAUCACUGACUCCACAGGGACCCACAUUGUCCUCACCGUGACCAAGCAGAGCACCGAGAGGCCGGGCCUCUCUCCCCACGGGAUGGCAGGGAGCAGCUGCUCACCCCUGCAGAGCGUACAAUCAUCACCCGCUAAAACUUCCAGCCAGCUGCCGUGUCAGGUACCUGCAAACAGCCCUCAGCAGCAGCAGCAGCAGCAGCAGCAGCAGCAGCAGCAGCAGCAGCAGCAGCAGCCCAGAGGACCAAACCAAUCUAAGUCCUCAUCGCAGCCUGGCUCUCCUGCUGCGCCUUCCCCCUCCCAGAUGGACCUAGAGCAGCAACAGCACACGCCGCUUUUUGGAACUCCUCCACCUCCUCUUCCAGUUCCCUCGGUCCCAAUGAAAGAGCCACCACCAGGCUAUGAAGAGGCCAUGAAGCAACAGCCAAAGGCCCAGGAGAACGGCUGUUCCAGCCAGCAGAUGGAUGACCUGUUUGAUAUCCUCAUUGAAAGUGGAGAGAUUUCUGCUGACUUCAAGGAUCAGUCGUCCCCAGCUGGGAAAGAACCACCUGUGGCCCCGGCCUGUUCCCCACCGCCCAGCAGCAACCACUCCUCGGAGCUGGCAGUGCCAGUGUCCCUGGGGCAGCCGGUGCUCGUGGGCCGGCUGGAGGACUUCCUGGAGAGCAGCACCGGCCUCCCACUGCUGACGGCAGGCCACGAUGGGCCGGAGCCCCUGUCCCUCAUUGAUGAUCUCCACAGUGAGAUGCUGAGCAGCUCGGCCAUCCUGGACCACCCGCCUUCACCCAUGGACACCUCCGAAUUGCACUUUGCUCACGAGCCGUCUGGGGGCAUAGCCCUGGAUCUGGCUGAGGCUAACUUGGACAGCAUGGACUGGCUAGAGCUGCCAGGGGGUUCUGUCAUGAGCCUGGCUCCCCUGAGCACCACGGCUCCCAGCCUCUUUUCCACAGACUUUCUUGAUGGACACGAUCUGCAGCUGCACUGGGAUUCUUGCUUGUAAUUCUGUGAGCAGAGACUGAAGGGAAUGGGAGUGGGAGGGCACAGGCAUGCAGAUGGAAGAGGCCAGUCAACCAAAAAAAAAAGAAGAAUGAGCUCCUAGUAUUUGAACUCCUCCCCUAACAGUGCCCUUCCUGUGUGAAGCCAGCAGUGGGCCAGGCCAGGGAGAACGGCUGCUGGGGGGGGACAAGAGGCAGGAGGAGCUGUGGGGCUGGCGGCCUCCUGCCCACUCCACACACCCUGGCCCAGCUGGGGUGAGAGCAGAGCCAGCAGCCCCUGUUCCUCCAGGCAGGAGCAAUGGCAGCACAUUGUUCCCUCACGUGGGACAGAGCAUGACUGGGCCUGAGCUGUUUCCAGAAGCAGCACUCUGCUCUAUCCUGGGAUUGGUGGAUAAAGGGGGUUGUGCUGCCCCAGCACGGUUGGUCUUAACGGUUGUGGAAAGGGAUUCUACCUCUGGAGCAGGACAAAAAGGCAGGAGGGCUGGCUGGGGCCCAGAGCAGCUGCCCUCUGCACCACCUGCCAUCUCUCAGAGGAGGGUCUGAUCUGCCACAGGGCUGGGAGGAGCUGGGCAGAACAGGCACCUUCUCUAAAUGUAGCCAAAGGGAACCAGGGCUCCCCACCAACCUGGUACCGUCUAAGCUGGUUUCCCAAAUAUUGCUGAGCUUGGCAGAGGCCUGCCUGCUAGCUUCACUCACUUUGGGCUGCAAAACAGUUUUUUAAGGUGCUAAAAUCAGGUCCUUAUAUGUUAAAACUGCUGUCAGGCACAGCCCAUUGCCCCCAGCUCCCACUGCACUCAUGACAUCCCCAGGUGAGCAGGGCAGUCAGCCUGGGCAGGGACAUGAAAGCGCCUGCGUGUCCUGGGGAGCGGGUGAGGGGCACAGCUGGCAAUCAGUAACAUAUCAUCGGGGGCCAUGUGCAAUCUGUCUCUGCCUUCACUCUGUUGGUGCCUCACUGUAGCACGUGCCCCAGUGGAAAGCAGCAGCUGGGAAUCGACGUUGGACCCCAUAGGCAAGGAAAGGGAAGAGGGACUACAAGCGUGGUGUUGUGUGGCACAGCGCACGUCCUGGUUCAGUGACUGUGAGGGUCCCUUUCUGAUGAGGAACCUGAAAGCAAGUGUUGAGCAGCUGACCUCUGCUCUUCCCUCCCUCCUGUCCCACAGGGUAUAAGGCAAAAGUAAAUGGCUGCUUACUUUGAGCUUGUGCCCUGUGUCCCUGUAAGGCCCCAGGCUGGUGCCUUGGGGCAACUGCAGGCUGAGGAGUGGGUGGACAAGCCCCCAGGCCUGUGGCUCACUCUUAUGCUGUUACUUUAGAAUUCCUGUGUCAUUAGUAACUCAUUGAGCAGGUGGGACGUGGCCUACAUGGAUCCCCACAAGGCUGUCCCUGCUUUGGCCCUGAGCUGGGUCCAGGCUGCUCAUGCUGAGUGAGGUUGGGGAAGCUGUGGCUUCUGAAGUGAUGCAGACUGAGGUACUGACCUGCUCAGGCAAUGAAAAGAUCAACUGCCAUCCUUCUCAAUAUCUCCUUGAGGAUGCUGUCCCCACCUUUCCCCCACGCUGGGCUGCAGAGCUUCCUGCUGGGGAGGGGUAGCUGUGAGCCACGUGCUGCUUCCCUGGAACUUUGGUACCUGGUCCUCUUCCCAGGGAGAGGCUGUGCCACAGGGGUGCUGGUACCUCUGCUCCGUGGUGAGGCAGGUAAAUGCCAACCCUGCAAAAUGUGCUCUCCCUCAGCCACUGAACUGGCAGCUGGGUGGGGUCAUGCCUGUUUGCAGCUGGGAGAUACUCCUGCUUUCCUGAGCCCUUUGCUUGUUAACUGCAUGGGGAGCCACUUUCUUAAUCAUUAGCAGGGGGAGCCUGCUGGCAGCUUCCUUUCUUUCCCCUCCUCUCCUCUGGCCCUGAGCUGUAAGCAAGUUGGAGCCUCUUAUAUGCCUCCCUCAGUGUCUGGGUGGUGGGGACACCACCCCCCUCCCCCCUUCCCCACAGACUGUCUGUUCCUCUAGCUACAGCGUCACAUCCUAAAAAUCAGAAUAAAAGAGUCUGGCGAGUACCCCCUUUAUCCUCCUGAGCCCUCCCGGAAUUCUCUCCUGGCAAAGCCCAGGUGCUCACUGGGAGCAGUGAGUACUUAGCAAUCACCUUACAGAGCUUUCACCAGCUCUGCCCAGCUGUGGGAACAGGAGGCAAGGAGUUUCUAAGGAGGAAAGUAUGGGGGGAGUGGGAGGAACUCCAAGAUGCUAGGGGGAAAAUGUGAGGCUGCCUGUUUGUCAGACUCAAGCAAAAUCAGGUUCUUCAGCCCAGAGGUGCAGUAGCCCCCACAAAAACCAACUGUGUGAUUUCUUUGGUACAAAUAAUUACAAUUCUGCAGCUAUUAAAUAAAGAAGGAAAUUAUCAAUAAAGUGCAGUGAGUUCCUAGAGGAAGGUGGGAGCACUCUAGCUGCAGUCCUGACCUGACCUAGUGAUGGUUCCUUGCCCCAGCCAGGUAUUCCAGUGACUGGCAGAGAGAUGCCAAUGCCUGAUAACAGUGUAGCCCUUCCCGGAGAUUGCUGGUGGAAGGCUGAGCUCACAGCUGCUCCCUUUCGCCUUCACCCAUCCACCACCAGGUGUGAAACUGUAGGAAUUUAAUGACCCUGACUUUGCCCAACAUACUUGCAUUGGCUGAAGAGCUUCAAGGAGCCCAGAGGAUACAGAACCACGAGCCUCAUGUCCUGAGGAGACUGGCUGACCUGUGGGAGACCCCUCUGCACAAGGGGCUUCUGCCAGGAGAGAGAGUGCUAGCCCUGUGCCUGUGGGCAGAGGGGAAGGUGGUACCUCAGCCUCAGAAAUCUUAGAAAGUCUUUUCCCCAAGCAGUGCCCAGAGCAGGCUUGCCCAGUUCUCUGCUUUCUUACUAUUAUUUCUUUGAAUAAUAGUUCAAUAGUUCUUUGUUGGAAGAGGUAUUUCCCUGGACGUACAUUUUUGCACCCAUUGGGAAAAACGACGUCUGAUGUUCUGCCUCUACCUUGAAUGUAAUCCUGAAUCUUUCUGCUGUAACCACUACUUGUUUGUAAUGUGUAUUUGACUAGCACGCACUCUCCCUUCCACUAUGCAGCCACUGGCGAGGGGUGAUCAGCACCAUCACAGUCGGAUGGUGCUGGGGCAUCAGAUCCAGAGCGAGUAUUCAACUGGAAAAGGAUAAAAGUGACAAGUUAAUGGGGGAGAGAAUGGAUCUUUAAAUUGAAUUAUUUUUUCAGUUACAAAUAUUUGAAGAAAAAAAUCCAUUUUAUUAAAAAAAUUCCAAACA
Serinus canaria (Common canary) is the source of this 6619-nucleotide messenger RNA. It is a transcript of the gene MRTFA, whose product is annotated as myocardin related transcription factor A. Bases 63 to 3356 code for a protein of 1097 amino acids. NCBI's taxonomy places the organism in Eukaryota, Metazoa, Chordata, Aves, Passeriformes, Fringillidae. Gene Ontology annotation, biological process: smooth muscle cell differentiation. The record is from RefSeq and is a predicted model, not a curated record. The transcript has 15 exons.